UCAUGCGCUGCCGGUCCAGAGCCUCAUGGGCCCUGUACCCCCCAUUGCUGCUGUCUCCAUCGCCACACUCUGCCAUGUUGGCCACUUUCAGGUCCUCCUCACACUGCCUGGUGUGUUCCAUUUUGUCAUAGGGUGCUGGCAGAUUACGGGCCUCCCAUUGCUGCUGCCAGCCCGUAAUCUGCCAUGGGCCCCCGUACCGCCUCCUCAUGCUGCUGCCAGGUCCCAGAUGUCUCUCAUGGUCCUGUACGGCCUCCCAUUGCUGCUGUCUCCAAUCGCCACACUCUGCCAUGCCUUGCCACUGUCAGGUCUCCUCACACUGCUGUGUGUGUGUUCCAUUUUGUCA
This is a messenger RNA of Staurois parvus, 343 nucleotides long. Lineage: Eukaryota; Metazoa; Chordata; Amphibia; Anura; Ranidae. The record is from the annotation of a GenBank genome assembly.